Molecule: messenger RNA, 2028 nt
Organism: Cavia porcellus (domestic guinea pig)
Lineage: Eukaryota; Metazoa; Chordata; Mammalia; Rodentia; Caviidae
Gene: Slc2a6
Product: solute carrier family 2 member 6
Exons: 10
Coding region: 69-1595 (508 amino acids)
Biological process (GO): transmembrane transport
Cellular component (GO): membrane
Molecular function (GO): transmembrane transporter activity
Source: RefSeq, a predicted model, not a curated record
GUGGGGGCGGAGCCUGGCAGUCUCAGAGGAGCGCUGCGGCUGGGCCGGCGCCCCUCAGAUGCCAGGAGAUGCAAGAGCCGCUGCUGGGCGCUGAGGGCCGCGACUAUGACACCUUCCCCGAAGGGCCGCCGGCGCCGGGACCUCGGACGCGGCCCGGGGCCCUGCAGAGCAAAAAGGUGUUCCUGGCCACCUUCGCCGCUGUGCUGGGCAAUUUCAGCUUCGGCUACGCCCUAGUCUACACGUCCCCCGUCAUCCCUGCCCUGGAGCAUUCCUCCGACCCAGAUCUGCGUCUGAGCAAAACCCAGGCAUCCUGGUUCGGGUCCGUCUUCACCCUGGGUGCUGCAGCCGGAGGCCUCAGUGCCAUGCUGCUCAACGAUCUGCUGGGCCGGAAGUUGAGCAUCAUGUUCUCAGCCGUGCCCUCCGCCAUCGGCUAUGCACUCAUGGCAGGCGCCCACGGCCUCUGGAUGCUGCUGCUGGGGAGAACGUUGACAGGCUUCGCUGGGGGGCUCACAGCCGCCUGCAUCCCGGUGUACGUGUCCGAGAUCGCUCCCCCCGGUGUUCGGGGGGCCCUGGGAGCCACGCCGCAGCUCAUGGCAGUGUUCGGGUCCCUGUCCCUCUAUGCUCUAGGCCUCCUCCUGCCCUGGCGCUGGCUGGCAGUGGCCGGGGAGGGGCCUGUGUUCGUCAUGGUCCUGCUGCUCAGCUUCAUGCCCAACUCCCCCCGCUUCCUGCUCUCCCGGGGGCGGGAGGAGGAGGCUCUGAGGGCACUGACCUGGCUGCGCCACACCACCGACACCCAGGACGUGCGCUGGGAGUUUGAGCAGAUCCAGAACAACGUCCAGCGACAGAGCAGCCGCGUGUCUUGGGCUGAGAUCCGGGAGCCCCACAUGCACCGGCCCAUCCUCAUCGCUCUGCUGAUGCGCUUCCUACAGCAGCUGACGGGCAUCACGCCCAUCCUGGUCUACCUGCAGCCCAUCUUCGACAGCACAGCUGUGCUGCUGCCACCUGAGGACGACGCGGCCAUCGUGGGGGCUGUGAGGCUCCUGUCCGUGCUGAUCGCCGCCCUCACUAUGGACCUGGCUGGCCGCAAGGUUCUGCUCUUCGUGUCAGCAACCAUCAUGUUUGCUGCCAACCUGACACUGGGCUUGUAUGUGGACCUUGGACCGAAGACUCCAGCCCCCAACCACACUGUGGGCCUGGAGAGCAUGCCCUUGGGGGGCACGGAGCAGCCCCCGGCCACACCCACCAGCUACCUCACCCUGGUGCCUCUGCUGGCCACAAUGUUCUUCAUCAUGGGCUACGCUAUGGGCUGGGGGCCCAUCACCUGGCUCCUCAUGUCUGAGAUCCUGCCCCUGCGUGCCCGUGGGGUGGCCUCAGGGCUCUGUGUGCUGGUCAGCUGGCUCACGGCCUUCGCCCUCACCAAGUCCUUCCUGCUCGUGGUGAACGCCUUCGGCCUGCAGGUGCCUUUCUUCUUCUUCGCGGCCAUCUGCCUGCUGAGCCUGGUGUUCACGGGCUGCUGUGUGCCAGAGACCAAGGGCCGCACGCUGGAGCAGAUCGAGUCCUACUUCCGCACAGGGAGGAGGUCCUUCCUGCGCUAGGUGGAGGCGCCCAGGACACAUGCACACUGCACCUGUGACCAGGAGCUGGCAGCAGACUGUUACCAUGGUGCUGUACACACAGGCCGAGACUCACCAGGGAGGAGGCUGUGUUGGCCACAGGAGGGCACACAGGUACCCAGGGACAGGGCCCUGCUGGGUGACCUCUGGCCUGCUUGGCUCAUGUACAAGGUACCAUGUCAAACACUGAGAACAGGGCCAGAGAUGGCAAAAUGGCCCCACAGUCCCGUUGUCCUGGCCUGGUCACUUAGCCACUAUCGGGCCUCUUGGACAUCACUAGGAACACUACAUACUUCAGAGGCCAGGGCACAGCAACCCAUGAGGUCACUCUGGCUCCAGCCCAAUCUCGGGGGACAGGGGCUCCUGUCUGCAAACUGCUGAUGGUAUUUAUCAAAAUAAAGAAAUUGGACCUGCA